Pteronotus mesoamericanus is the source of this 4698-nucleotide messenger RNA. It is a transcript of the gene EYA3, whose product is annotated as EYA transcriptional coactivator and phosphatase 3. The transcript has 18 exons. The record is from RefSeq and is a predicted model, not a curated record. Gene Ontology annotation, biological process: multicellular organism development; positive regulation of DNA repair; cell differentiation. Gene Ontology annotation, molecular function: protein tyrosine phosphatase activity. Lineage: Eukaryota; Metazoa; Chordata; Mammalia; Chiroptera; Mormoopidae. Bases 174 to 1895 code for a protein of 573 amino acids. Gene Ontology annotation, cellular component: nucleus.
GCGCAUCCGGGUCACGCUAACGCCGCGGUUUCCUCCACCCGCUUGGUUCUGCUGUGGGUCUGGACCGGCCCCUAUGUCCGACUGUGGGGCCUCUGCAGCUUUCGGACUGUGAAGACUGCUGAGAGACAUUUGUGAUCCAGUCACGUAAGUGUAAUAGAGAAAUAUUGGUCCUCAUGGAGGAAGAGCAAGAUUUACCAGAGCAACCAGUUAAAAAAGCCAAGAUGCAGGAAUCGGGAGAGCAAACUUUAAGUCAAGUAAGCAACCCCGAAGUCAAUGAUCAGAAACCUGAAACUUCAAGCCUUGCUUCAAACCUUACCAUGUCAGAUGAAAUUAUGACAUGCACCGAUUACAUCCCUCGCUCAUCCAAUGAUUAUACCUCACAAAUGUAUUCUGCAAAACCUUAUGCACAUAUCCUCUCAGUUCCUGUUUCCGAAACUGCUUAUCCUGGGCAAACUCAGUACCAGACACUACAGCAAUCUCAACCGUAUGCUGUCUACCCUCAGGCAACCCAAACGUACGGACUACCUCCUUUUGGUGCAUUGUGGCCAGGUAUGAAACCUGAAAGUGGUUUAAUUCAGACUUCAUCUCCAAGUCAACACAGUGUUCUUACCUGCACUACAGGGUUAACCACAAGCCAGCCAAGCCCAGCACAUUAUUCUUAUCCCAUUCAAGCUUCAAGCACAAAUGCCAGCCUGAUAUCCACUUCAUCUACAAUUGCCAAUAUUCCAGCAGCAGCAGUUUCCAGCAUUUCAAACCAGGACUAUCCCACCUAUACUAUCCUUGGUCAGAGUCAGUACCAGGCCUGCUACCCUAGCUCUAGCUUUGGAGUCACAGGCCAGACUAACAGUGAUGCUGAGAGCACCGCAUUAGCAGCAACCACAUACCAGACAGAGAAGCCUAGUGUCAUGGUACCUGCGCCUGCAGCACAGAGACUUUCCUCUGGAGACCCUUCUACAAGCCCAUCAUUGUCCCAGACUACACCAAGUAAAGAUGCCGAUGACCAGUCUAGGAAGAACAUGACUGGAAAGAACCGGGGCAAGAGGAAAGCUGAUGCCAACUCUUCCCAGGACAGUGAAUUAGAACGGGUAUUUCUGUGGGACUUGGAUGAAACCAUCAUUAUCUUCCACUCCCUUCUUACUGGAUCCUACGCCCAGAAGUAUGGAAAGGACCCAACAGUAGUGAUUGGCUCAGGUUUAACUAUGGAAGAAAUGAUUUUUGAAGUGGCUGAUACGCACCUGUUUUUCAAUGACUUAGAGGAGUGUGACCAGGUGCAUGUGGAAGAUGUGGCUUCUGAUGACAAUGGCCAAGACUUAAGCAACUACAGUUUCUCAACAGAUGGUUUCAGUGGCUCAGGAGGCAGUGGCAGCCAUGGCUCCUCUGUGGGCGUACAGGGAGGUGUGGAUUGGAUGAGAAAACUGGCUUUCCGUUACCGAAAAGUGAGAGAAAUCUAUGAUAAGCAUAAAAGCAACGUGGGCGGCCUUCUCAGUCCCCAGAGAAAGGAAGCACUGCAGAGACUACGAGCAGAGAUCGAAGUUUUAACAGAUUCCUGGUUAGGAACUGCAUUAAAGUCCUUACUUCUCAUCCAGUCCAGAAAGAAUUGUGUGAAUGUUCUGAUCACUACAACCCAGCUGGUUCCAGCUCUGGCCAAGGUUCUCCUAUAUGGGCUUGGAGAAAUAUUUCCUAUUGAAAACAUCUAUAGUGCUACCAAAAUUGGUAAAGAGAGUUGCUUUGAGAGAAUUGUGUCAAGGUUUGGAAAGAAAGUCACAUAUGUCGUGAUUGGAGAUGGACGAGAUGAAGAAAUUGCAGCCAAACAGCACAACAUGCCUUUCUGGAGGAUCACAAACCAUGGAGACCUCGUGUCCCUCCACCAGGCUUUGGAGCUUGAUUUUCUCUAAGAACUGGAAUGAAGAACCUUCCCCAUGAGAUCCUUUUCACUCCUGAAGGGAGCUGGAGACCGGAACCAACUGGGAACUCUGUCACUCUCUCUCUCUCUCUCUCUCUCUUUCUCCCUGGAAUGCUGGCGAGAACACAAUCAGAACCAAUAGCUGCAAGGGAUGAAGCUUAGAGUUUUGCUAAGAAUGAGCUGCAGCCCCGUGUGUUCAUCCUUGUGCAGAAGCAGGAGACAGUUGGAUUGAGAGAACAGUAGACUCACUGCAGCUACAGUGCUUUUAAUUCUUCUGGGUUUUUUGUUUUGUUUUGUUUUAUGUUGUUUCAAAAAAUGAAGAAAAAAAAGGAAAUUCUUGGGGCAGAGUUGCACUCUUCGUCCAUGACCUGAUUGAGAACUGCUGUUAACUUGUGAUAGGAUAAAUGUGGCCGACUUUUGUAAUAACAUCUCUUGCAGUCUUUAUAAUCUCCUUAGCUGUAGAACAUACUCCCAGUGAAUGUAUAUGUAAUUUUUAUAGGUAAGGGGUCUGGUCUCUGAAGCAGGUUUUCCCUCCUUUUUCUAGCCAGAAAGGGGUGUAUAAAGUUUCCUUGGAAAAUAGUAAUUGAGCUAUCUAAAAUACCUCUCUGUGACGAUAGCACCUCUGUCGCUGCUCCAGUGGUUUGCUGUCUAGGAUGGUUUCCCUCCUGUUCUUCCAUCUCCUAGUUUGCUGAACUGUGGGGCACUAGACACUGAUUAACUCUAGACUUUGUUAUUUCCCGUCCUAGAAGCUUUAGUCCCCUUUUUAAUCCCACUUCCCCUUUAACCAAAUGGCACAAUCUUGGAAACUCCUUCUCUUAGACAGUAAAUGCUAAGCCUUCAGCUUGACUCUUAUUCAAAGACAAGGCCCUGGGGGCUUACCUCCAAAGGAGAGAAGGGACUAAGGCUUCAUGUGAAUUUCCUCUUCGUGUGAAUUUCCACUUCUUAGGUUCUUGAAACAGGAAUAUUCCACUUUUCCCCCUGCCAGAAGCACUCUUCCCCCAACAGAUGCUCACCCUUGUAGCCUUCUCUUCCUUCUUAGACAUCAGUGUAGGCUCUUGUCCCUUUCCUGCCCUGUGUACUUCACAGCCACCUCCAUUCAGCUCUGGCCAAUCCCUAGCCUUUGGACCCAAAAUGUCAAAUUAAGCCUAAGAACUCAUAACUACAUUUUGGGCAAAACUGUCAAUGUACUUGACUUACUUUAAAACCUUUAAGUCCUAUGAAGGGUAUUCUGGGCCUAUAUUUACCCAGAUCUCUGAAACUAAAGAGGAGAUUGCUUUGAUCAACACCCAUUUUUCCCAUGGUACAGCCUUCCCACAUCUCAAAUCUCAAUCUGAAAUGGGAAAUCAGAAGCCAGAACGACUUUCCUGUUUUAAAUGAAGUUGCUGGACCCUCUCCUCCAUGCCUGGGCCAAAUGCAGGAACAUCUCCCAGCCUGACCUCUGGGAAGAUUGGUGGGUGCAAGGCACUAGUCCCAGCCUUCUAUCCCAACUGUGUUUGUGGAUGCUCCAUCCCUCCAAGACCACCCCAGGCAUCUGCUAAGGAAGGAUAAACUCCUCUGGAGCUGAGGAAGUUCAGCCCCUCCCAGGCUGCAGUGAGGAGUGACUAUAUAAGCACCUCAGAGAGAUGUAGUCUGGCUUUUCAGUAGGAGGCAUCCUUUACCAACCUGUUAAACUUCUUUAUGCCCAGAGAUUCUUCAUACCCAUUUCCAGAGAUGUUGCAGCACACAGAGGCCAGACUCCUCCCAAGUCCAGGCCACCCAUACAGCAGGGAAAGGCUGUUUGUGCGCAUUCCUUCAGAACUCAUUGAGAAACUGCUUUAGGACUUACAACUUUAGGGAAGAGGUUUCUGGAGAGGAGUUGAAGUCAAUGUUCAUUACUUAGCUGCUGCUUUGGACUUGUUUCCAUUGAUGGCUUGGGAGUGGGGGGCAGUUACGUAGUCUGAGGCAGACCUUGCCUUGGUCUAAUUUCAGCACAGCUGCCCAGAUGCUGUUCUGCCUUGCUUAAUAAUUGAUCUUAGAAAGCUCUAGGGUGGUCUUUUCUUCAGUCCCCAAGCUCUCUACCUACCAGCAGUAUAACUGUUGGUUUCCUGCCCUGGACAUAGGCUACCGGGUGGGUGCUUUGCUUCAGGCUUUUGAGGCUGUGGAGUGGUACCCCCAUUAUGCACACAGAUACCCCCACCUCCCUGCCCUUUGGGAAAAGCUCUUUAUUCCUAGACUAUGACUCAGACCCCUCUUUCAAUGGCCUUUUCCCUCCUGCCCUGACUGCCCAACCUAGGUGUUUGCAAAAGGAACUUGAAAUUGACCAAGAGAGGAGAGGAAGCUCUCUGAGCAGAGCCACAUUUGCUCUUUUCUGGUUGUUGCCGCCCUCAUUUAGACGGCAGGCAGAAAAUGGGACCUGGCUUCUCUUUGCCAAAAUGAAUUGUCCAGGGAACACAGUGCUCUUCUUUUACCCUGUGUUUUCCUCCUCCCCAGCACAAAGAUCUGGAAAGGAAAAUAAGUGGGUAGCACCAAGAGCUCUUGGGAGCUGAGGGCCCAAGGACACUAGCGGUCCUUUCAUCAAGGGGGAAGCCCUCUUUACUAAAGAGUCCCCGUGAAAUUAGCCACAUGAUGAACCCUUCCCCCAGCUGGGGACUGUGGGUUCUAUAAGAUGGGUCUGCACAUUUCGUGGUGAGGACUAUCUCUAGUGAGGGAUCUGGAGUUUUCAAGUGUGGGUUUAAGAGGUGGCUUGACUUUCGAAUGUAAAACUGACUGUGCCUUAGCAUCACCCUGUCCAGUCCCCCUGGGGCAGCUGGUGAUGU